Messenger RNA from Colias croceus (clouded yellow), 1454 nucleotides. RefSeq names its product exosome complex component RRP46 (gene Rrp46). Gene Ontology annotation, cellular component: nucleolus; nuclear exosome (RNase complex); cytoplasmic exosome (RNase complex). NCBI's taxonomy places the organism in Eukaryota, Metazoa, Arthropoda, Insecta, Lepidoptera, Pieridae. Gene Ontology annotation, biological process: U4 snRNA 3'-end processing; rRNA catabolic process; nuclear mRNA surveillance. The record is from RefSeq and is a predicted model, not a curated record. Bases 49 to 708 code for a protein of 219 amino acids. The transcript has 5 exons.
UGUUUAUGUGAAAUCUACCUAUGUAAAAGUAUAAAAACAAAUAUUAAAAUGGUCGCGGAGGAAUUAAAGGAUUUUAAACUAAAACCUAUGAAAUGUGAACUCAAUUAUCUUAGUAAAUCCGAUGGAUCUGCAAUAUUGUCACAGGGAGAAACUGUAGUGCUUGUUAGUGUAAAUGGACCUCUAGAUAUAAAAACAACAAGUCAAAGUGUGGAAAAGGCUACUUUAGAUGUACUUUUCUGCUGUAAAGGCGGAAAACCAUCAGUUGGUGAUAGAUUUAAGGAGAAUGUAAUAAGGCAAACAUGUGAAACAUCAAUAUUGGGUUGUUUGUAUCCUAGAACGGGAAUAACAGUGACUAUACAAGAAUUGGAGGAUUUUGGUGGGCUUCUCACCUGCGCAGUGAACUGCACCUGCCUAGCGCUGCUCAACGCGGGUGUUUCCAUGCGGCAUACAGUCGCCGCAGUCAGCUGUGCGGUUGACGCUCGUGGGGAUCUCGUGCUUGAGCCGACACAUGAGCAAGUUGAGAGUGCAGCGGCGGUGAUGUACUUUGUGUUUGAGAGUCGGAAUAAGGAUUUUGUUACGGGUUUCACAACAGGCACCUUCAGUGAAGAUACCUACGACGAAGCGAUGGCCCGAUGCCGUUCUGCCAGCGACCUUGUCUUUAAGUUCUAUAGAGAAAUAGUCGCAACAUACUGUGGUGUGAUUGGAUGAUAGUGUAGGCAUUAUUCAUUAACUGGCAACCCAGUUAAUGAAUAAUGCGUUUGAUUGUGUGGGUUGCCAGUGCAUGUACAUUUUUAGCUUUUGGGAUAUUGUUAAAUAAAUUUGGAUGCGAUAUUGAGUUGAGUCAAAUAGAAUAUAAUUAAUUGUUUGAAUCUGGAAAAAUAUUGUAAUGAUAAACUCUUACUUACUUUGAAUGUUCGUUUAUAACCCAUUGAGCCCCAAGCGGCCCGAUCGACACAAUAGAUUUUCUAUUGUGUCUGUGGUUCCGGGGCCUGAGUUAAUAAUGGGAAUUGGUAAGUUUUUAACUUACUUAUUUCAAUCUUAGGGAAAUAUUCUCGUUUUUGCGUUUAUAUUUUGAAAAUGACAUUUAGUACGACGAUAAUAAAUACUUUUCAUUGUUCGUCCUUUACUUAUAACAAUUAAAUUAUCUUGGUGUUGGUAAUUUCUAUAUAUUGUGUGUGUCAUUUGUUUUUUGUUGUAGAUAUCUGCGCUUGUCUGAUACAUUUGAGCUUCUUAUAAAUCUGUGAGAUGUAAAACUAUCCACAACGUGACAUUGGCAAAAUUGUGGCAACGCAGCACUGCCAUUCAUAAAAUAAAAUUGAAUUGAAUUACUUUUCAUUAUAGAAUGGCUGGCAACCCUAACAGUGAUGUUGUUUUGACUGAUUAAGAGAUAUUCCCUCGUUAUAAUUAAAAAUGAAUGUUACUGUGACAUUUUUUAAAUAAAUCAUUAAUAAUUA